Parnassius mnemosyne (clouded apollo) is the source of this 468-nucleotide messenger RNA. Lineage: Eukaryota; Metazoa; Arthropoda; Insecta; Lepidoptera; Papilionidae. The record is from the annotation of a GenBank genome assembly.
AUGGAGUGUCUAGCAUCACCGAGUACAUCGGGGAAGACCAGAAAACGUACGGCUCAUCCAGAAAACUGGAAACAAAACAUAGCUAAACGGCAGCGAUAUUCCCCUAAGGAAAGUCCAAAUAGACCCAGAUGUCAACACCUCCGGAAGGGUGUUUAUAAAUGCGAGUCAAUAACUAUGCGAGACGUGAUGAACUUUCAUGCGGCAUUUUAUAAAUAUCACAACAAGGAAACACAAGAUGCUUUUCUUCUAAAAUACUGCGUCCCUGUAAUUCCCAAGAGAAAAAGACCUAAAAAUAAGAAACAUCAUCCGAAAACCAUUCAUACAAAUUACAGCAUUUACAGUAUCUUACAGAAAAAAAAAAUAACAAUAUGUCAGAAAGCGUUCCUCGGAAUUUUAAACAUUACUAAACAUCGAGUACAGUAUAUUGCUAAAAAGUUUGUGGAAUCGGGUGGACAAGCAGUAAAAUAA